Messenger RNA from Lotus japonicus, 1296 nucleotides. RefSeq names its product F-box/kelch-repeat protein At3g23880-like. The coding region runs from base 1 to 1296 and encodes 431 amino acids. The record is from RefSeq and is a predicted model, not a curated record. Lineage: Eukaryota; Viridiplantae; Streptophyta; Magnoliopsida; Fabales; Fabaceae. The transcript has a single exon. Gene Ontology annotation, molecular function: protein binding.
AUGAGAGACUAUAUUCUCAACCCUAAUCCUUAUUUCUCUUCAUGCAAUUUAACGGCACUCACCUCACGUGAGAAAGAAAGAAGGAAGAAAAGGAUGGAGAACUUCACUCUGCCCCAGGAGUUGGUGCUGGAGAUUAUGUUGAGGUUGCCGGUUAGAUCUCUUGUGCGUUUCAAAUGCGUGUGUAAGUCAUGGCUCUCCCUAAUAUCCGAUCCUGAAUUCGGUAAAUCUCAUUUUGACCUAGCUGCUGCACCCACUCAUCGCCUUCUUCAAACAUAUAGUACUGGUUCUCAAAUCAUAUCCCUGGCUUUUGAGGAAUCACUUACCGACAACUCUGCUAUUGUGCAUCUCGAAUUUCCGCCAACACCACCACAAAGAGAUCCUCGUUAUACUAUAAUUCACGUCCCUCACCUCUCUAAGCAUGGUCUUCAACCUGUUGGUUAUUGUAGAGGGAUCAUGCUCUUAGCCAAUAGGCACAGUGAUUUUGUUAUAUGGAAUCCAUCAACUGGUAUUCAUAGGCAAAUAUCACUCUCUUAUAAUGAGCUCGAUCCAUCUCUCCCAAAUUAUACAAAAUAUAGUAACAGUGAAGGAGUGUUUGUACUUAAUAUUCUGCAUGGUUUUGGGUAUGAUGAAUCAACUGAUGACUACUUGCUAGUUCUUAUACGACAAUCAUAUUCGUGUAAGUACAUUGCAAAGAUGUUUUCUGCCGUGGUUAAGAAUCUGCAUCCUAGAAUUCAGGUUUUCUCAUUGAAAACCAAUGCGCCCUCCUUUAUUUACGACCUUGAUUUUAAAUAUGAGGCUGCUUUUAAUACCGGGUUGUUCUUGAAUCAGUCUCUUCAUUGGUUGGUUGAAUCUAAGGCUUCUGGGCUUCCAUUGGUUAUUGCCUUUGAUUUGAUAGAUAGAAGUUUAUCAGAGAUUCCUCUAUCACUUGAUUGUGCCGUAUUGUAUCUGUCUGAGGCUUAUAGAGAUCGUUGUCAUCUCAUGGUACUAGGAGGAUGUCUCAGUCUCCAUUACUACGGUAGAAGAGAUGUUGCUGAUGAGAUAUGGGUCAUGAAAGAAUAUAAAGUGUCCUCUUCUUGGAUGAAAUCUUCUUUUGUUCUGCCGCGUAACAUUAAGAACCGAGUUUCGCCCAUAUGCUUUACUAAAGAUGGUGCACUUGUUGCAUCAAGUGUCGAUGGAACAUUAGUGAAAUUGAAUGAGAAGGGAGAAGUGUUGGAGCAACACAGAGAUGGGCUGAACAACAAUUAUUUUCCGAAAUAUCAUUAUAUCUAUAGAGAGAGUUUGCUACCACUCCCUUAG